AUUCCUAUUGAAGAGUGUCCAUGCACAUGGAAGGAGAAGAUAUUUGCUCCUGGUGAUGUCAUUAAAGCAACUUGUAGAACCUGUAAAUGUACAAUGGGCCAAUGGACCUGUACAGAACAACCAUGUCCUGGCACGUGUUCUUUGGAAGGCGGUUCCUUUGUCACCACUUUCGACUCUAAACCAUACAGAUUUCAUGGUGUCUGCACCUAUAUCCUUUUGAAGAGCUCCAUGUUACCACACAAUGGAACUUUAAUGGCUGUAUAUGAAAAGUCUGGCUUUUCCAAUUCAGAGUCAUCCUUGGCAGCUAUCAUUUAUAUCUCAGAAAAAGAGAAAAUUGUGAUUUCCAAGAAUGAAGUGUUCAAUGAUGAGAAUGAACUUAAGUGGUUACCUUACACAUCAGGGGACAUCAUCAUCUUCAGACAAUCUUCAACUCACAUCCAGAUGCACACUCCUUAUGGGUUGGAGAUAUUAAUUCAAACUGAUACAGUAUUUCAAACUUACAUUAAAGUUGGACGCCAUUUCAGAGGCACAACCCGAGGGUUAUGUGGUAACUACAAUGGAGAAACCACAGAUGAUUUUAUGACCAGUAUGGAUAUUACUGAAGGAACUGCUCCUCUUUUUGUGGAUUCUUGGAGAUCUGGAAACUGUCCACCUGCUAUUGAGCGAGAUACAGAUCCUUGUUCUAUGAGUCAGCUGAACAAAAUAUGUGCAGAGACCUACUGUUCUGUUUUAAAAAUGAAUACAUUAUUUCAGAAAUGUCAUUCUGUGGUGAAUCCUGAUCCGUUUGUCAAGAGAUGUCAAUAUCAAGCUUGUAACUAUGAAGAGACCUUUCCAUAUAUUUGUUCUGCUCUUGGUUCCUAUGCCCGUGAAUGUGCUUUAAAGGGAAUAUUUCUUUGGAACUGGCGCAGUACAGUCGACAACUGCACUGUAUCUUGUACUGGAAAUCAGACAUUCAGCUACAAUGCAGAAGCUUGCGACCGGACAUGCUUAUCCCUCUCCAGCAGAGAAACUGAAUGUCACCCCACUGAUGUGCCUAUUGAUGGCUGCAAUUGCCCAAAAGGAACCUACCUGAACCACAAAAAUGAGUGUGUCCAGAAAGCUCAGUGUCCCUGCUACCUGAAAGGCAGAAAGAUCAUUCUAGCAGAUCAAUACACCGUCAUCGAUGGAGCUACAUGCUACUGCAUUAAUGGAAAUCUGACUUGUAUCGGCAAACCAACAAAUCUCUUAGAAAUCUGCAGCCCCCCCAAAAAGUACAUUUUAUGUUCAGCCUCCUCAGGAAGUAAAUAUGGGGCUGCUUGUGCACCAACAUGUCAAAUGCUGGCCACUGGAACGGACUGUAUUCCUACCAAAUGUGAAUCUGGAUGUGUUUGUGCACCUGGAUUGUAUGAAAAGCUAGAUGGUACAUGUGUGUCACCUGAGGAGUGUCCUUGUGAAUAUGGUGGCAUUUCAUAUGAAAAAGGAGAAGAAAUUAACACUGGGUGUAAUACAUGUACCUGCACAAGAGGAAAAUGGAAGUGCAUUCAGAAUUCCAUGUGCUCUUCAACAUGUAGUCUCUACGGGGAAGGUCAUAUCACCUCCUUUGAUGGACAGCACUUUGCAUUUGAUGGCAACUGUGAAUACAUAUUAGCUAUGGAUGGCUGUGACAUGGCUAAAUCCCCACAUACUUUUAAAAUAGUGACUGAAAAUGUUGUCUGUGGAAAUACGGGGGUCACGUGUUCCAGAGCAAUCAAGGUCUAUCUUGGGAAUCUGACAAUUGUCAUGGGAGAUAAAACAUUUACUGUUUAUGGUAGCAAUCCUCUGGUACAUUUCUUCAUAGAAGAAAAUACACUCCACUUGAUUAUUCAGAUCGCAAUCCCUGGCAAAUACAAUAUGACCUUGAUCUGGAACAGGCACAUGAAUCUAUUCAUCAAGCUUUUCAGAGAAACAAAGAAUCAUCUUUGUGGCUUAUGUGGUAAUUACAAUGGCAAUGUAAAAGAUGAUUUUGAAACACGGAGUAAAUACCUAGCAUCCAACGAAUUUGUGUUUGUGAAUUCCUGGAAAGAAAAUCCUCUCUGUGGAGAUGUGUCCUUUGCAGCUGAUCCCUGUACCAAGAACCCCUAUCGCAAAGCGUGGGCAGAGAAACAAUGCUCUAUUAUCAACAGUCCAGUAUUUGCCCCCUGUCACAAUAAGGUGUACCGGAUGUCUUACUAUGAAUCUUGUGUCCGGGACUCAUGUGGAUGUGACAGUGGAGGAGAUUGUGAAUGCAUGUGCGAUACCAUUGCAGUCUACGCAAAAGCUUGCUUAGACGCUGGUGUCUGCGUUGACUGGAGAACUCCUGACUUCUGCCCUGUAUACUGUGACUACUUCAACACCCAUAAGAGGAUUGGCAUGGAUUAUAGAUAUGUCAAUGAAGUAAAUUGCACUUGGCAUUAUCGCCCCUGUAAAUGUCAAAAUAUGUUACCAGUAACAGAAGUCAAUGUUGAAGGCUGUUACAACUGUUCACAUGAAGAGUACUACAAUUCAAAACAGAAAGCCUGCGUACCAUGUGAACAGCCACCUAUCCCCACUCCAACUGUAACAGCCACCACAAUCUCACCGCACACCAUAACUACACCGGAAACUACAGCAACUUCAUCUACUUCUCCAGUAUCAAAACCCACUGUCUUCCCAGAAUCUUCAAUACCAAGCACUUUGAAGAUCACUUCCACUACCACGAUUCCUCACACCAGCACCAUAGUGUCUACACAUUUUACUGAAAGCUCAGAAACAACUUUAACAGGUACAACAUCCACUUCAACAGCUUCCACAACAAGGAGAAGUAGCACACCAAGAACAACAGAAACAACUUCAUUGUCAAUAACAACAAGAACUACUGAAUCAGCAAAAACCACUUCACAUGAACCAAUAUUAACACCAGUGACAAUUCACCCUCACCCUAUUCCAACAAAACCAUCAAUUCACAAUCAAACAACUAUUACCAGUACAUUAACAACACAACUUAAAACUUCCAUAUCUGUGACAAGUACCCCUACAAGGAGCACCCCAGAAACAUCAUCAGCUGCUACCUCAAAGACCACAGAAUCAACUCAUAGUGCAACCACUCCAAUGCCAAAAACCACAACAGAAACCUCUCCUGUUACUCUGCCAACCUCCACCUCCACAAAAUCGACGCCAAGUAGUACACCCAUCCCGACAACCAUGACCUCCACCCAAACUUCCACCACACCCAUCACACGGACCCACUCUACAACCAGCACACCUCUCCCAUCAACUUCAACGGUGACUCCCACAACAAUUCCUUCUUCCACCAGUAGCCACACAACCACGCCUACGACUACCACUCCAACCACUUCAAUACCCAGUAGCACUAUAAGUAUCACCUCCCCUACAACCACCCUAACCACUAGUACACAACCUCCUUCAACCUCAAUGACGACACCAAUAAAGAGCACCAGUGCUUCAACACAUGAAAUACCAUCAAGGACCCCAUCAGUUUCAUCCACGUCUCCCUCUUCUACUACGAGGACCACAGAAUCAACUCAUAGUGCAACCACUCCAAUGCCAAAAAAACCAACAGAAACCUCUCCUAUUACUCUGCCAACCUCUACCUCCACAAAAUCGACACCAAGUAGUACACCCAUCCCGACAACCAUAACCUCCACCCAAACCUCCACCACCCCCAUCACACGGACCACCUCUACAACCAGCACACCUCUCCCAUCAACUUCAACGGUGACUCCCACAACAAUUCCUUCUUCCACCAGUAGCCAAACAACCACGCCUACGACUACCACUCCAACCACUUCAAUACCCAGUAGCACUAUAAGUAUCACCUCCCCUACAACCACCCUAACCACUAGUACACAACCUCCUUCAACCUCAAUGACGACACCAAUAAAGAGCACCAGUGCUUCAACACAUGAAAUACCAUCAAGGACCCCAUCAGUUUCAUCCACGUCUCCCUCUUCUACUACGAGGACCACAGAAUCAACUCAUAGUGCAACCACUCCAAUGCCAAAAAAACAACAGAAACCUCUCCUAUUACUCUGCCAACCUCUACCUCCACAAAAUCGACACCAACUUCAACACAUGAAAUACCAUCAAGCCACAGGACCCCAUCAGUUUCAUCCACGUCUCCCUCUUCUACUACGAGGACCACAGAAUCAACUCAUAGUGCAACCACUCCAAUGCCAAAAACCACAACAGAAACCUCUCCUGUUACUCUGCCAACCUCUACCUCCACAAAAUCGACACCAACUUCAACACAUGAAAUACCAUCAAGCCACAGGACCCCAUCAGUUUCAUCCACGUCUCCCUCUUCUACUACGAGGACCACAGAAUCAACUCAUAGUGCAACCACUCCAAUGCCAAAAACCACAACAGAAACCUCUCUGUUACUCUGCCAACCUCUACCUCCACAAAAUCGACACCAAUAGCCAAACAACCACGCCUAUGACUACCACUCCAACCACUUCAAUACCCAGUAGCACUAUAAGUAUCACCUCCCCUACAACCACCCUAACCACUAGUACACAACCUCCUUCAACCUCAAUGACGACACCAAUAAAGAGCACCAGUGCUUCAACACAUGAAAUACCAUCAAGGACCCCAUCAGUUUCAUCCAUGUCUCCCUCUUCUACUACGAGGACCACAGAAUCAACUCAUAGUGCAACCACUCCAAUGCCAAAAACCACAACAGAAACCUCUCCUGUUACUCUGCCAACCUCCACCUCCACAAAAUCGACGCCAAGUAUCACCCAUCCCGACAACCAUGACCUCCACCCAAACUUCCACCACCCCCAUCACACAGACCACCUCUACAACCAGCACACCUCUCCCAUCAACUUCUUAAGGACUCCCACAACAAUUCCUUCUUCCACCAGUAGCCACACAACCACGCCUACGACUACCACUCCAACCACUUCAAUACCCAGCAGCACUAUAAGUAUCACCUCCCCUACAACUACCCUAACCACUAGUACACAGCCUCCUUCAACCUCAAUGACGGCACCAAUAAAGAGCACCAGUGCUUCAACACAUGAAAUACCAUCAAGCCACAGGACCCCAUCAGUUUCAUCCAUGUCUCCCUCUUCUACUACGAGGACCACAGAAUCAACUCAUAGUGCAACCACUCCAAUGCCAAAAACCACAACAGAAACCUCUCCUAUUACUCUGCCAACCUCUACCUCCACAAAAUCGACACCAAGUAGUACACCCAUCCCGACCACCAUGACCUCCACCCAAACUUCCACCACCCCCAUCACACGGACCACCUCUACAACCAGCACACCUCUCCAUCAACUUCAACGUCCAUCAAGGACCCCAUCAGUUUCAUCCAUGUCUCCCUCUUCUACUACGAGGACCACAGAAUCAACUCAUAGUGCAACCACUCCAAUGCCAAAAACCACAACAGAAACCUCUCCUGUUACUCUGCCAACCUCCACCUCCACAAAAUCGACGCCAAGUAGUACACCCAUCCCGACAACCAUGACCUCCACCCAAACUUCCACCACCCCCAUCACACGGACCACCUCUACAACCAGCACACCUCUCCCAUCAACUUCAACAGUGACUCCCACAACAAUUCCUUCUUCCACCAGUAGCCACACAACCACGCCUACGACUACCACUCCAACCACUUCAAUACCCAGUAGCACUAUAAGUAUCACCUCCCCUACAACCACCCUAACCACUAGUACACAACCUCCUUCAACCUCAAUGACGACACCAAUAAAGAGCACCAGUGCUUCAACACAUGAAAUACCAUCAAGCCACAGGACCCCAUCAGUUUCAUCCACGUCUCCCUCUUCUACUACAAGGACCACAGAAUCAACUCAUAGUGCAACCACUCCAAUGCCAAAAAAACCAACAGAAACCUCUCCUAUUACUCUGCCAACCUCUACCUCCACAAAAUCGACACCAAGUAGUACACCCAUCCCGACAACCAUAACCUCCACCCAAACCUCCACCACCCCCAUCACACGGACCACAUCUACAACCAGCACACCUCUCCCAUCAACUUCAACGGUGACUCCCACAACAAUUCCUUCUUCCACCAGUAGCCACACAACCACGCCUACGACUACCACUCCAACCACUUCAAUACCCAGUAGCACUAUAAGUAUCACCUCCCCUACAACCACCCUAACCACUAGUACACAACCUCCUUCAACCUCAGUGACGAUACCAAUAAAGAGCACCAGUGCUUCAACACAUGAAAUACCAUCAAGCCACAGGACCCCAUCAGUUUCAUCCAUGUCUCCCUCUUCUACUACGAGGACCACAGAAUCAACUCAUAGUGCAACCACUCCAAUGCCAAAAACCACAACAGAAACCUCUCCUGUUACUCUGCCAACCUCUACCUCCACAAAAUCGACACCAAGUAGUACACCCAUCCCGACAACCAUAACCUCCACCCAAACUUCCACCACCCCCAUCACACGGACCACCUCUACAAACAGCACACCUCUACCAUCAACUUCAACGGUGACUCCCACAACAAUUCCCGCUUCCACCAGUAGCCACACAACCACGCCUACGACUACCACUCCAACCACUUCAAUACCCAGCAGCACUAUUGGGUUCACCCCCACUACAAGCCCCCAAACUACUAGUACACAGCCUCCUUCAACCUCAGUGACGACACCAAUAAAGAGCACCAGUGAGUCAACUUCAAUUAGCACGUCGCCUCUUACCACUACAAGAGCACUUAAUGUCUCCAGUUCGCCUUCUCCUAGCACUACUUGGAAAACAAGCCUAAGCACAUCUUUUGUUCCCAGUGUGCCAACAAGUGCAACUUCUACUUUCUCCAGCACUCCAGUAACCAUACCCACCAAGACCACUUGGACUACAGAGCCACCUACUGUCACUCUUACUUCUACUACUUUUUCUUCCACAAGUGCUCUUUACACUAGCAGUUCUGUUCCAAAUAUUACAACCAGUGCUCCAACCCCAACAAGCCCAGGGAUAUGUAGUACUAUUGAAUAUGAAGAACAAGUGUUUUAUAGGGGUUGUGUUUCAAAUGUUACUUUAACCCGUUGUGAAGGCAUGUGUCCAUCAUCAACAAGGCAGAAGAAUGCAAGGAUAGAAAAACAAUGCAAGUGCUGUGCGCCACAAACUUCCUACAAGAAGGAAAUAGAGAUGCCGUGCCCCAAUCCGGAUAACCCGAGUGAACGACUUUUUAUACAUAUCCUUAUAUUUGGUGAAUGUGUAUGCAAAGUAGAGGCAUGUGUAUACUAGCCAAAUUCACCAGUAUCAACCCUGAAGCAAUAUUUAAAAUAAACCAUCAGUUGCUAUUUACAUUAUA
This is a messenger RNA of Pantherophis guttatus, 7285 nucleotides long. The record is from RefSeq and is a predicted model, not a curated record. Lineage: Eukaryota; Metazoa; Chordata; Lepidosauria; Squamata; Colubridae.